Molecule: messenger RNA, 7271 nt
Organism: Entelurus aequoreus (snake pipefish)
Lineage: Eukaryota; Metazoa; Chordata; Actinopteri; Syngnathiformes; Syngnathidae
Exons: 5
Coding region: 667-2619 (650 amino acids)
Molecular function (GO): protein binding
Source: RefSeq, a predicted model, not a curated record
ACACCGGAAGCAGAAAAAAAUAUGUUACCGUUUCCUUGGCACGUUUGUUUUUAUCAAUUGUAUGUAUUAUAUACAAUUAUUCAAAACCAAUGAUCAAUUUAUUAUAUUUAAAAGCAAGAUGAAAUUAAUAAUAUUUUAACAGCAGUGGACACAAAGCCAAGCGAUUGUCACCAGCUAAAGGUCAUCCAAUCAGGCGAGCGGAUACUAAGCAGUAAGCACUGCGGUGAUCCGGUUGGGACAUGACAAGUGCGGCCGGUUGGACCUCAACUCAACACAAGAUGGUGUUUUAGGCAUGCGGCGCCAUUAAAAAUCCAAACUAUUUCAUCAUUGAGCCUCACCUACCGGAGGAGUGACAUAAAAGCCGAAGGCGGCAUGAACUGGAGCAGAAUGCUAAUGUUUGCUAUGUCCGCUGCUGAUGUUGUGAAUGGGGCUGGAUGAGCAGCGUGUCGUCUGGAUGCGCCUUCACCGCAGGCCGGACGAGUCUGUCGGCUGAGCCCGGAGCGACAUAACACGCCGGUGGGGACCGCGAAGACCAAGCGGCACUGUGAAAAACACACAAAAAAAAGUAUUCGGCUACAAACAAGCCCCCUCUCCGAACCUGCCUCACAUUUCUGUAGAAGUGAGACACAACCGGCCUUCAAAGUGGAAACAAGAAGAAGAGCAAAGAUGAAUGCUGUGCGCGGGGGCAAAAUCACCUGGCGCCCCCAGCCAUGGCAGGACGGGGACAGAGGAGGAGACCCUCUGUCGGACAGCGACUCAGAAGAAGAAGACUUUCCUGAUGACAGUACCACUCCAUUGGGAGACUACAUCACUCAUGGUUUGAAGCAGCUCCUGGAUGCUCAGCAGCUGUGCGACGUGACUCUACUUGUUGAGGGAAAGAAGUUCAUGUGUCACAGGGUGCUCCUAGCAGCGGUGAGCCCAUACUUUCGAGCCAUGUUCACCAGUCCUCUCGUGGAGUCUCGCCUCACCGAGAUCCGACUGGAAGAAGUGACGCCGUCUAUCAUGGAGACCGUCAUCCAGUUUGUGUACACCGGAGAGGCGGGGCUUUCUCUGGACACUGCUGAGGAUCUAUUUGUGGCCGCCAAUCGCCUUCAGGUCAUGCCCCUGCAGGACCUGUGCUCCAGAUUUCUGUUUGAGCACCUCUCAGUGGACAACUGUCUGGGUAUGUACUCUCUAGCCCGGUCUCACCACGACCAGCUGCUUCUCCGUGCCUCCCUCAGGCUCGUGGCCCAGCACUUCCCUCGUGUGUCCCGCCAUAAGGACUUCCUCCUGCUCGAUCACGGCACCUUAGGCAGCCUCCUGAGCUCCGACCGCUUGGGCGUGGACUCUGAGGCGCAGGUGUACGACGCCGCGCGCCGAUGGGCUGAGCACAAGCCCUUGGAUCGCUACGCCCACAUGCCGACGCUGCUUCACCACCUGCGUCCGGGGCUGCUGUCCAAGGACGAGAGUCGGCGACUCAGCAAGGAGUUGGGCCCCGCGGCGGCCGGCGAGGGUCUCGGGGGCCCUCUACGUCCAAGGGAGGGGAUGUUUGAGAAGAAAAUAGUGUGCAUGGACCUGACGCCAAGAGACGAUGAGAAUUUAGUUGCACGAGACUACACUGUGGACUGCUUUGAUCCGCGGACAGGGAAGUGGGAGAAGCUCGCGGCUUUGGACUCACUGGUAAGUCCUGGCUGCGCGGCUGUAGGCAACAGACUGUUUGUCGCUGGAGGCAUUCUGGGGACCGGCUCCGUGUCGGCUGCUGUCCACGAGUACGAUGCUGUGUUGAACCGCUGGAUAGAGCGUCCUUCAAUGGGCCAACCUCGCUGUAUGUUGGGCCUACUGGGCUGUGGAGAGUUGCUCUUUGCUUUAGGCGGAAGCAAUCGCUCCGCACUUCUGGACUCCAGUGAGAUGCUGGAGCUGGCGACUCUUAAAUGGGCACCCGGUCCUCGGUUACCAGUCCCUCUGCGGGCUUUUGCCUGCGCAGCCCUGAGGAGACGACUCUACCUUUUAGGCGGAACCACGCUCGAACAAAACCGCGCCGUGGUCCACUCGGGUGUUCUUAUAUAUCACACCCUGACAGACUGCUGGACUCGUGUGGCUCUGGACUCGGGCGCUACAUGCCUUUCCGGAGGUGUGGCGGUGCGAGGAGGAAUCUGUGCCAUCGGGGGCUACAUGAGGGACACCAGCAAGUUCCUGGAUGGAAACUACACCAAUCUGGAUGCUUUAGACGCUACCGGACGUGUGCUGUUUUUCCGGGAGGGAAGGGCGUUCGGCGUGGAGCGGGAGGUGACCCACGGAGGGGUGGCGGUCUCUGCAGAACAGCGGGGCGGAGCAGGCGCGGGCAGCGACAGAGCCCCGAGCCCCGUGGUUUUCCCAGGGCUGCCGCGGCGGAUUGCGGCCGGCGGUGUGGCCCGGUGGAGACGGAGGAUUUACGUUCUGGGCGGGGAAAACGGCUCCCGGUUCUACGACAGCGUGUACUGUUGGAAACCCGGCUGGCGCAGCUGGGUGCAGAGACGCGAGAAGCUCCCCGGAGACACGGGCGGGGUCAGUCGCUUUGGCUGCACCACGCUAAAGUUCCCGAAGAAACACAUCUUGUACAGACUGAGACGAGCCAAAGAAAGCCGCGUUGUGGACAAGUAACAAGUUGAGCAGCCGAGAUGCGCUCGGGGUGUCAACGCUACAUGCGAGAUGGAUUCAAAUGGGUCCAGAUAAAGGGUCUCGAUUAGGUUUUUACCAGAACUGAAUGUCCUCAUCAUGAAGCCAUUGGAUAGAAGCUUUUCUAGAGGUGACAAAAAGCUUCAACCUGCUGGAUAAUUCUGUUCCAAGAAAAUGUACUUGAAUUCGCCUUUUAGAAACUUGAAUAGCCCGUUGCAAAGUAGUACUGUGUACUAGUACAUGUAGUACAAGUAUGAAUUCAAAUUUUAGCUUUUUUUCCCCCUCUUAUUUAUACUGUUCAUCUUACAACAAGGGCUUCAAAGUAUUAAUGGAGUUAAUUCCAAACUGUCCCCACUGUUGAUAGUCCCAACACUUCAGUGUGGCUGGAGUGAAUGAUGUGAAGUAUUUCCUUUUUAAUGUCAUUUGUUAAUGAUUUGUUUUUUCUGAGAGGCUAAACCUACUUAAAUAAAAAAAAUAAAAAUUAACGGCAUCCCGGUGUGACGAUGUUAUCCCCCCCUAAAUAAGCAGUUAGCCCCAAAAUACAUUGUUGUUUGGUUCAAAACCCAGUGGUUCUCAAACUUUUUUCACUAAGUGCCCCCUCAGAAAAUACUUGGCUUUCCAAGUACCACCAUAAUGACCAACAUUAAAAUACAGUAGCGUAGUAGGCCUAAGUAUUCAUUAAAAACAAGGCAAAAGUUUUAUUCAACAAGUGUAUGCAAUAUUUUUGGCCACUGUAACAUUACGCACAAUGCACAAACAUCAACAGUGAUAAUCAUGCAGUACAUAUUUACAGACUAAUUUGGCGUACCACAGUUUGAGAAUCACUGAAUAGACUAAUCACAUUAGCUCGGCAUUACAUAAACAGAACCUUCCUAGUCAAACUACUGUAACGGUUAUUAUUUCAGAUGUGUGUUUACAUAGCACCUAUAGGCAUAAUGUGCAUGUUUUUUGGCUGAUUCUGACUUGAGACAUGUGAAUGUAUACAAGAUGCAAGAUAUUCAAACAUAGCAAUUGCAUCUUUUUUAUUUUUUGGAAGGCUUUUGUCGUUUUUGCUACAUGGGCCAUAAAUCCAGUCUAGACAACACAACGCCAACUGAUAGGUCUGAUUAUGGAAAAAAGAAAUAUUUGAUUUUGAUUCUUGAGCUGAAAAUUACACAUCCGAGUGGCAAAAGACUAUUAAAAUAAAGGGAUCAUUUUGACAAAAUUCAUCCCAUUUCAGAGCAGGAAUUAAUUAUGCUGAGUGGAAUGCAUUACUAGGACCUUAAUGAGUUUGCAUGUUUUCGCAUGGCUUAUUUUGGUUAGGGGUGUGCCGAUGGAUCACCAGUGUCGGCCGAUUUUUGUCAAAAAGUAUGUGAUCGCCAUUGCCGAUGAAUGCCUUUUAAUGCUGAUCACCAACACUUUCUGUGGCUGAAACUAUUUUUGUUUAGCAGCCAAUUAUGUAUCUCCAUACACAGUGGGGAAGCUAAUAGUAAUCACCUCCAUUAAGUCAAAUAAACCGCAAUUCUUUGUAUGUUUAGCCUCAUUCUUCAGUGAUAAUGAUACAUAACAUAUUACACACAGAAGAAGGGAAUACAGAACUAGACAAUAUUGUGUUGAUAUUGUUAAACUUAUAGCACUCACUAUAAAAAAAAAAAAAAACAAUUGCAAAAUGUAAUACAUGUGAUUGGUAUCAAUAUUGGCAUUGGCCAAUCUCACUCAUGGGUAAUGGGCAGCUUAAACCCCUGAUCAGAACAUCCCCAAUUAUGAUUUUCCUUUGAGUGCCGAAAUAAUUCAGGCAUUUUAAAUGAGUUGGAGACAAAUUCGUCCCAAAACGCAGAUCCGUGGCAGUCGCUGUUUUACAUGAAGAAGCGCAUGUAAAAUGUCAUUUCAUGAAUGAAUGUUUUGUUUUCUUAGCCGAUUCCUGCUCCAUCACUGAUUCUAAUAUAAUGACAUGGAAUCACAUUCUCUCCCUUUGGUUAGGUCUGCCCUGGGGCUGAGAGGGGUUUUGCACGACCCCCCAACCCCAAACCUCAACAUCCGCCCCGCCCCUCCAGCCCAGAAACACAGUUUGAAAAAAGAAACAACAUGAUUUUACUCAACAGAACAAAAACAAUGCCAAAUAUCACCCAUUUUACAAAUAAUUGUGUCCAUGAAUACAUCUCCUUUGUGACGGGCGCCAGUCAAUUUCAAAUUAAGUGCUGGCGAUAUAGGUGACUGCCUGUGUUUUAGCUCAAUAGUAGUACGCUGCUCUUUCACACUGGUGAUGUGGGUUCCAGCCCCGCUCGGAGCAGUAGGAAAAAACAACGCAGCCGAGAGACAGAGAGAGAACACAAUCGCUAAACGAGGCUGGGCUGUUAAUGAUUGACAUCGAUGAACACCAAUCAUUGCAUUGCGCCGUCAAAAUCAGGGGCCCCUGAUUGGGUGGGCCCCUGGGCUUCAAGCCCGUGUCACACACCGUUAGUGCUCAUCUCAAAGGGGUUUGAUACUGUGAUCUAAUCCCGGUCGAUGUAGUGCUAAGAAUGUAGGAUCUAUAGUUAAAAAUAGGGAUGUCCGAUAAUAUCGGACGGCCGAUAAAUGCUUUAAAAUGUAAUAUCGGAAAUUAUCGGUAUCGGUUUCUAAAUGAUCGGUAUCGGUUUUAAAAAGUACAAUUUAUGACUUUUUAUAACGCAGCUGUGUACACGGACGUAGGGAGAAGUACAGAGCGCCAAUAAACCUUAAAGGCACUUCCUUUGCGUGCCGGCCCAGUCACAUUAUAUCUAUGGCUUUUCACACACACAAGUGAAUGCAUCAUACUUGGUCAACAGCCAUACAGGUCACACUGAGGGUGGGCCGUAUAAACAACUAAACACUGUUACAAAUAUGCGCCACACUGUGAACCCACACCAAACAAGAAUGACAAACAUUUCGGGAGAACAUCUGCACCGUAACACAACAUAAACACAACAGAACAAAUGCCCAGAACCCCUUGCAGGACUAACUCUUCUGGGACGCUACAGUAUACAUCCCCCCGCUACCCCCCACUCCCCCCCCCACCUCAACCCCGCCCCCCCAACCCCACCCACCUCAACCUCCUCAUGCUCUCUCAGGGAGAGCAUGUCCCAAAUUCCAAGUUGCUGUUCUGAGGCAUGUUAAAAAAAAAAAAAUGCACUUUGUGACUUCAAUAAUAAAUAUGGCAGUGCCAUGUUGGCAUUUUUUUCCAUAACUUGAGUUGAUUUAUUUUGGAAAACCUUGUUACAUUGUUUAAUGCAUCCAGCGGGGCAUCACAACAAAAUUAGGCAUAAUAAUGUGGUAAUUCCACGACUGUAUAUAUCGGUAUCGGUUGAUAUCGGAGUCGGUAAUUAAGAGUUGGACAAUAUCGGGAUAUCGGCAAAAAAGCCAUUAUUGGACAUCUCCAGUAAAAAAUAUUUAUUUUUCGCAAAAAAAUAAUUAUUUUUGAAAAUGUUUUCCCCGUUAAUUUGUUUUAGUACAAAAUAUGCAUCAAAUUAAAUCUAAGUUUGAUUUUAUUUUAUUUGUCCCGCAGCAGUUCGGCACAAUUGGGGUAGAGCGGGACAGGAAGUACAACCCAAACAAAAUAAAUCCGGUUGAUUUUCAGAAUAAAAUGCUAUUAAUUACCCAUGGUAUUAAUAAGCACAAAAAUGAGUGGGGGGAAAAGUCUAUUCCAAGCAAGUCCGCUCCUCUUCUCCUUGUUCCACAUACUAAUUGUCUGGAGUGACUAACUGCAGUGAUUCCCAAACACAAAAGUACCGCCUCAGAAAACUUCAAUGACCAGCAUCAAAAUACAGUAGCACAGUAGGCUUAAGUAUUCAUUAAAAAAAAAUUAUUUUGGCAUGAUUGUAACGACUUCCAUUGAAGGCUGAUAAACCUUUGAUAACAUCUCGAGUCACGUCAUUACAAUAUUUAGUUAAGUGAUUUUUUUUGGAACACCUUGACUUUCACCCUCUCACCCACCUUUAUCGAAGUGCUGGCGCCUGCAACCGUCUUUGACCACACGGUGGCUCAGUUUGCAGCCAUACUCAAUUUAUUUUUUAUUUUUUUUUUUUUUUUUUUUAAAGCACAGACAUGUGGUGUAACGGGUGAUGAUGCCAUAAAGAUGUGACGGAGCAAUAUUUCUAUCACAACUUUUCCCAAAUGUCAAAAUGUCACUUUCUUGUGUGCUUUCCAGACAGAGAAUCCCCAAAUUUGAACCUGAUAAAAUGUCAUGAAUAUGUUGGAUGUCAAGGGAUGACUUAAGUGAAAGAGAAAGCAACAGCAAUAUUUAGUGAAGUGAAUGUUUAUUUUACACUCACGUGCUACAAUAGCAAGAAGUGAACGUAUGAAGUUCAUUACUACACAUUAGUUUGUGUAUCGACUCGUUAGGUAUAGCUGAAGGUUUUUUUAAUAGGCACAACUGUAGAUUCAUGCUCAUUUCUAUGAACGUUGUAGGCCAACUAGUUUGAUUUGCAGUGGGAUCGAUGUGGUUCAACUUACAGAAAAUUGAUGUCAUGCCAUUUUAAAGUGUGUAAAUGCAUUUUUGUGUGUGUGUGUAUACUGGUUGCCGUGUGCGUGAAAUGUGCAAGUUUUUCUAUGCCGGGUAAUAAAUCUGCCUACCACAAGCUCUUUACGCGGCAUACACACACCAAGAAUGUGCUUUUUGCCAUCAAUAAAGUUUGUGAAUUGCU